Protobothrops mucrosquamatus (brown spotted pit viper) is the source of this 480-nucleotide messenger RNA. Its product is annotated as fucolectin-5-like. The record is from RefSeq and is a predicted model, not a curated record. The coding region runs from base 1 to 480 and encodes 159 amino acids. The transcript is spliced from 2 exons. NCBI's taxonomy places the organism in Eukaryota, Metazoa, Chordata, Lepidosauria, Squamata, Viperidae.
AUGUCGCCCUUUGCCUCCCCAGCCAGGAACUGGGCCAGGGGCCAGCCUGCCACGCAGUCCUCCACCUACCCGCAGUGGGGCACCGUCUACAGCCAUGCAGGGAGCGCCGUAGAUGGCAACCGCGACGGAGACUGGCGUCACGGCUCCUGCAGCCAUACCCUGGCGGAGGAAGAGCCCUGGUGGAGCCUGGAUCUGGGUGCCUCCUACGCCAUCUCGGCCGUGGUGGUGAAGAAUCGCCAGGAGUGCUGCUCCGGGCGGCUCAAGGGGGCCCAGAUCCGCGUGGGAGAGUGUGGGGUCAACCACGGCAAGUGCAAUCCAAUCUGUGGGACCAUCUCCAAUGGCAGCGCCGGCUCCCUCAGCGUUAUCUGCUGCGGUGGACUACGAGGGCGCUACGUGACGGUGGUCAUCCCUGGCCGAGCAGAGUACCUGACCCUCUGUGAGCUGGAGGUCUACGGCUCCCAAGUGGAGAAGGGCUGCUAG